AUGUGCCUUGUCUGCGGAAGUCGAAGUGACCGUGUAUCCUGGAAACGUGUUCGAGAUCUUAUUGUAUCAGACGAUACUGUGCUUGAUCCCACGUCCUCCAGUUCUGGUUCCAAGAGCACUACCACCAAAGCCAACGCCAAACUGUCACCAUCACAGCGAAAAUAUGUAGCAGAAACAUUCGAGAAAAUCGCCAACGAAGAUAAAUGGUGUUUGAACCUGCAAGGAGACGAAAGAAGAUAUGUAGAAGAAGGAAUGCACAAAGUUGCAUUACAGUACAAAUUCCACCAUCCCGUUCACUGCCUCAUCAUCGAUCCCACGGAUGCUGUCUGGAAAGACAUCUUCUUGCCUGAAGAUUUAAACGCGAUCAUCAACUUUAAGAAGCCCAUGCUUCCCAAACUUCCCGCCGAUUUUGAGGAGUAUUUACUCUCAUACAAUGGAAAGAAGGAUGUCAAGAGUUUGGUGGCUCGGCGACGCGAAGUCGAUUUUGAUCCGUUUGAAGCGCCAGAGUUGUAUUGGGCACAUAAAGCUAUUGUUGAGGCCUCAGAUCUGUUUGUUUACAACUACUUGCCUUUCCAAGAUCACAGCGAAAGUGAUUUCACUAAACAGGAAGAGCAGAAGAGACAGGAGGAGAAGCAGGAAGAGAAGCAGAAGAGACAGGAAGAGAAGCAGGAAGAGCAGCAGGAAGAGAAGCAGGAAGAGAAGCAGGAAGAGACGCAGAAGCCAGUUCUUGUUGUCUACCUGAAAGUUAAUAUAUAUUCAAUUGUGGUUGCUCUAGUGUAG
Molecule: messenger RNA, 780 nt
Organism: Zychaea mexicana
Lineage: Eukaryota; Fungi; Mucoromycota; Mucoromycetes; Mucorales; Lichtheimiaceae
Exons: 5
Coding region: 1-780 (259 amino acids)
Source: RefSeq, a predicted model, not a curated record